Sinocyclocheilus rhinocerous is the source of this 751-nucleotide messenger RNA. RefSeq lists its product as uncharacterized. The transcript has 6 exons. Lineage: Eukaryota; Metazoa; Chordata; Actinopteri; Cypriniformes; Cyprinidae. The annotation marks the transcript as partial. The record is from RefSeq and is a predicted model, not a curated record.
AUGGCCAAAGAGCGCGCCCACUUUUUCUCAGUGGCAGAACAAGAACUCUUGAUGGAGGGCUAUGGCGAGUUCCAAAAUUUAAUAAAAACGCCAGGGAACACCUCAAAGGCUGCAAAAGCCAGGAGAGAGGGCUGGCAAAAAAUAGCAGACAAAUUAAAUACAGCCACCACAGGACCCACUAGAACUUGGGAACAAGUAAAGGUGGGAUACAAGAAUAUUCUACAAAAUGCAACUAGGAAAAAGGCAGAGCAAAAACAAACAGGUGGUGGUCCUGCACCCCCACGUCACACCCCGGCAGAAGAGCUGACCCUUGGAUUAAAUGCGAACCGACCCAAUGUUCAGGGCAUCCCUGGGGGCAGCUCUUCCUUAGACCCACAGCCAGGAAGCAGUAGCAGCAGCACCUUCAUUACUGAUUACGUGUGCACCCGCUCUCUGAUGGACUUUGUCAUGCCAUUUAUUUUCAUUGCACAGGACAGUGAAGAGACCCUCUCGGAUGAGUGUCCUUUGGAGGAAGUACCUCAAUAUGAGUUGCAGGAGUCUGCAGAGAGGGAGUCUGCACAGAGAAUUGAUACAGAGGGUGGACCGUGUUGCAUAUCAGGUGACAUCCGUUCCUUCUAUAAACGUAGCCUGCAGCAUAAGGUUGAAUAUUUGGAAGUAAAAAAACACAAACUGAGGGGACAAAUAGAGCUCCAACAGCUAAUGGAGAAGAAAAUUGCACUAGAAAUAGAGUUGUUGCAAAAGGAACUUCAGA